AUGAAGUCUUUCGCAGCAGCAGCGCUUGCGCUCAUCGCGCCGGCGCAGGCCGGCCUACGCUUUCCAUGCUCGACCCUCACUGUCCAGCGUCUCGAUCCUGUUGUGCAGCCCGGCUCGAACCCAUCUGCUCACGUGCACCACAUUGUUGGUGGUAACGCUUUCAAUGCUACUAUGACUGGCGAUGUUGGUGCGAGGGCCACUUGCACCACUUGCCAGAUGGCCGAGGACUUCAGCAACUAUUGGACCGCACAGCUUUAUUUCAAGCAUCCCACAAACGGCUCCUUCAAGCGCGUUCCUGUACUUCCCGUCCAGCCUCUGCUUGGUGGAUCCAAUGGCGCUUCAGGAGGUCUUACGGUGUAUUACACCCAGUUCGAUCUAAACAAGGACAAUCUAAAUCAGCAGAAGAUCACAGCUUUCCAACCGGGUUUCCGCAUGACCGUCGGCAUCCCGACCGAAACCAACAAGCCCCAUGUCGGACUCCGCUAUCAAUGUCUGAGCGGAAACAACAGAGGCGCAGAGAUGCCUGACUUUCCUACAAAGCCAUGCACUGGCGGAAUCUUCACUAGCCACCAUUUCCCCGCGUGCUGGGACGGCAAAAACCUCGACAGCCCUGACCACCAAUCUCACAUGUUUAACACCAUAAGAUCCGACGGUUUUACAAACGCCCCGGCGUGCCCUUCCACUCACCCAAUCCGCGUACCCCAAGUAACCUAUGAGACCACCUGGGAUACCACGCAAUUUAACAGUCUCUGGAAGUCCGGCGACCCAAAUCCGUUUGUGUGGAGUUUUGAGGGUACAAGUGGCUACGGAACGCACGCCGAUUACAUGUUUGGCUGGAAGGGCGAUGCACUACAAAAGGCGAUGGACAAGAGUGAAUGCUUUUAUGAUGGAUGCGGGAGUAUCAAGAAACAGGCUAUGAGUGAGGCGAAUAAGUGUACGGUGAAGGAUCAGGUGGGCGAGAAGGUUGAGGGGUGGCUGGACAAGUUACCUGGGAUGUAG
Messenger RNA from Didymosphaeria variabile, 999 nucleotides. RefSeq lists its product as uncharacterized. The record is from RefSeq and is a predicted model, not a curated record. Lineage: Eukaryota; Fungi; Ascomycota; Dothideomycetes; Pleosporales; Didymosphaeriaceae. The transcript has 5 exons. Bases 1 to 999 code for a protein of 332 amino acids.